Molecule: messenger RNA, 1230 nt
Organism: Nannospalax galili (Upper Galilee mountains blind mole rat)
Lineage: Eukaryota; Metazoa; Chordata; Mammalia; Rodentia; Spalacidae
Gene: Ccdc7
Product: coiled-coil domain containing 7
Exons: 12
Coding region: 1-1230 (409 amino acids)
Source: RefSeq, a predicted model, not a curated record
AUGAAACCAGCAAGGCAUCUGUCAGCCUUUAGUAAGAAAUUGGCAAGUGUUCCAGAAUUACCUUAUAAAGAAGGAUUAUUUAAUUCAUCACCUAAGCCAAAAGAAAAACAUGGUGCUAAAUCAAUACAUAAUAAAAUUGAACCAAUGGUCCUAAGAUCCCCACCCACAGGAGAAUCUAUUAUACAGUAUGCCUUGCCAAUACCAUUGAGUAAGACAAGGGAAUUAUUAGCAGAAAAUGAAAUGCUCAGGAGGAUCACUGAACAGCUGAAGAUGAUUAUUUCUACUAUGGAAGAAUCUUAUGGAGUUCUUGAUGAAUAUGGAGAAAAAGUAGCAGUAAAACAUGGCAAGGAAGACCUAUCUUUGUCAGUUGGUGAUGACAUGAAAUCAUUCUUGCUUUGGUGUACGGAAUUCACAGCACAGCUAGAGGAAGCAAUUAAGGAAGAAUGUAAAGUUCUGGAAUCUCUUUUUAAGUGGUUUCAGCAACAAGUCAACCAAAUGGAAGAGAUAAGUAAAGAUCAAGCUGUUUUAGAAACAGAUCUUCCAUCAGCUGAUAAAUCAAAUUUAAGCAUUGCACAAAUAGUAAAUGUGAUACAAAAAUUUGAAGAACUGAAAAAUCGCCUUAAAGACCAUAAAACAUCCCUGCAAUUUAAAUACAUGUACUUGUCUGUUUCAGGAGUCAUAAAAUCCCACUCAAAUGAAGAAUCUACAAAUGUUUCUGAAACUGAGCCAGAAUCUACCACUUCAGUGACCUAUCAGUGGAAUAUGCUGAUGAAAAUGUUUGAAAACCAGGCAACUAUGUUGGAGAAAGCUUUAAAUGAUCAAGAUUUAACAGAGGCUAAAUAUAAACAGAUGAAAACUGAUUUUGACUUGUUAUAUAUGGAGAAAUCCCAGCUGGAAAAUGAAAUACAAUUGUUGAAAGAUGCAGAGAGAGAAGCAAGUACUCUGAAGAUGGAGAAGAAAUCCCUUCAGGAACAACUGAGAUGGGCUUUACAGGAAGCCAUGAGAAGUAAGAACCAACUUGACCAUGUCCUACAGCAAGAGUUAGAGUAUUUUAAAAGUGAAGAAAGGCUCAAAACAAAAUUGGACAGAAAUUCUAAUAAAGUAAAAGUGACAGGUGAAAAUUUAGGACGUACCCCAUUGCAUGAGAGUGAGUCAAGGACAACAUUACCUUCUCAUUCAGGUGGACAAAGGACUUAUGAACAUGAUCAGGUAAGUAAAUGGCCAAUAUAG